GCACACUUUUGAAAACCAGUUACACAUGGCAUGUCCUUGGAGAGCACACACACACACACACACACACACACACCACUCCAUCACUUCGCUGUCACUGAACUUCUUAAGUUUUAACUGAGCAGUUUUUUUCAACACCUCCAAUGAGGAUCUGCAUGACUUCAGUGAAGAGUUUCGUCACAUGAUUUUCCUUUAAUUCAAAAUAGACAUUUUUCUCUUUGUGUCGUUCACACAUCUGCAACCAUGUGCCUUCUGGCAGCUGUGAUGCUGCUUUCAAUACUGGAUUCCAUUUCCUGUGUUCAGUUUGUGGCGCCUUUCAACAUGGGAGGAGUCACAGGGCAGGUGCACUUUAACGCCACCUCCCAGAUGGCCACUGUCAACGUGUCUGGCGCCGGAUCCUGUGGUUCAGUCAACUUCUCCCUCAGCGUGUUCCCCGUCAAGUAUGGCCAUUAUGCUCGGCCCUGUUCUGAGGCAAACAUUGGCUCCAACGUCUACACCUUCACAGCUGAUCCUUCCUCCAACCCCAUCGUCAACGUGUCGCGCCUCCUCGAACGCAACCCAAACCUGGACGACUUCUCACUGACUUUGCAGACAUGCAACGGCACUAAAGUAUGCACGGUUGUAAGUCGAGGUCAAAUGCUCAUGACUCAUCAGGCUAGGUUCACCGGACCCAUCGCGGGUAAUGUUUACAUACGUCUUAACAUAGGACUUAAUGACACCAGGCUGCUCGCAGACCUGGUUACAAUCGGUCAGGUCAACGCCUCAGAAACCAAUGUCACUCUCUUUGGAUCUACAAGCACCGCCGCAAGCUGUAACGUCCUUCUCGGAAGCCUAGCUCCCUCAGCUUUGACCGAUCUAGGUGUCGUACAAGUCGGAAGCCCUUUACAGCCUGAGAAAUCCCGUCUGGACCUGACCAGCUUCAACAGCAACAGUCGCUUUCUUCUCCUCAGCAUGGGGUCAAGUUUCAAGUGUGCACAGAUUUAUAUGGUCCAACGUAAACAGGUGAGCGCUGUUGUGAAUAUGGGAGGGAUCAAAGGAUACUUCAUCUUCUGGCAGGCUUCCCCGUUUGAUGUGACAGUGUUGAGGGUGAACCUGACUAACUUACAGAGCAAAGUCGGUCCUUACCAUGUCCACAUGUUCCCUCUCCCCUCAGUCAGAUCGCCUUCAUCAAGCCGGUGUUCAAAUGAUAAUGUGGGUGGCCACUGGAAUCCAUUUGGUCUCAACACAAAUGACCCAACAUACCCAGGAGGGCCGGGUUCAACCCACGACAAUUAUGAGAUCGGUGACCUUAGUGCCAAACAUAUGUCCCUUGCAGGUCAAAACGAGUCGGACAUGAUGUUCACGGACUUCAACCUCCCUCUGUUUGGACAGAACAGCAUCGUAGGUCGCUCAGUUGUGAUUCACAAAAUAGAUGGUGCCAGGUUUGUUUGUGCCAGCAUUGGCUAUCCCGGUGAAGUGAUCGUAGGCAGAGCCAUUUUUCAGAGCCCUGUGGUCGGUGAGAUCUUGUUCACCCAGCUGACGAACAACCCUCUGUCUGACGUUUCCAUCUUCAUGGAUCUGUCAUAUGGAAAUUCCUCAGCGACCCCCACCCAAAAUCACAACUGGCAUGUUCACACCUACCCCAUCAGCUCAGAGAGGGAUGACGAUGAAGGGCGCUGUAGCACAACAGGAGGACACUGGAACCCCUUUAACAUUAACGCAAGAGACAGUAGCUACGCCCUCCUCUGUGGCCCGUCCAGACCCUUAUCCUGCGAGGUGGGAGACCUCUCCAACAAACACAGCACCAUCAACCUCGGCCCCGGAGUGGGUGGAGUGGAUGCAAAGAACUUUUUCACUGAUGUCACUGCCUGGUUGUCCGGGUCAGGCAUUAUCGGUCGUUCUGUGGUCAUCCAUAGAGCAGAAAGAGGAGGGCCAAGGAUUGCUUGUGCCAACGUCACAAUGGUGCGGGUCCCCAAAGCUAGCUUAGGUAGCUGGUUAGGCGCCCAGAUUCCCGGCGGACAGGUCCGGUUCUCCCAGGCUCUCCCACUAGGUCCCACGAAAAUAAACGUAUCCCUGAUUAACCUAAACUCCUUAGCUGGGGGUUACCAUAUUCACUUACUGCCCCUCAUACCUGGCAGUGCAGAUCCCUGCUCCGCCGCAAACAUCCGAGGCCAUUUCAACCCGUUAGCCGUGAACGUAUCAAACCUCCCCCCACCUGGAGUUGGCACAGUGGACCAAUAUGAGAUUGGGGAUCUCAGCAGGAAGUUUGGUACCCUAAAUGGCCUCAACCAGUUAAAGGCUGUAUACAUGGACUCUAACAUGGCAUUAACUGGACCCUACAGCAUAGUGGGAAGGUCACUGGCGGUUCACUACUCAUCCCACGGAUCAAGAAUGCGAUGUGUCAACAUCUCAGCUGACAGAAAUACAGAUGGACAAUGGACUAUGGCGAAGGCUGUUUUCAACGGUACAGUGAAUGGGACAGUGUAUCUGCGCCAGCAGAUGUUUCCUGAUGGGAGUAGCAGUGAUCUCACAAUGGAGGUGGCCCUUCAAUCAACAAUGCAAGACACAACUAUGGCGUCCAUGUUCAUCACAACCAACCGAGCCGCAGAGACCCGCCAGUGCCAAGGUGUGGGACGCACAUUCAAUCCCUUCAACAUGACAUCAAUGGGCUCCAGCUGUUCCCUAUUAAACCCUCUGAGCUGUGUGGUGGGAGAGGUGUCCCCUAGACACGGCAAUGUCAGCCUGCCUGGGAGAGAGAUCCUCACUGUGAGCAACAUGGAUAUCACUGGAGACUUCACAGUGGUCCACAGAUCUAUAAUGCUGAGGAGCGGAGACACAGUCAUCGCAUGUGCAGACAUCCUCCCAGAAUCCCCUUCAGCAGUCCAGACCUUUCCCUCAGUGGCUAACUUCAGCAGAUAUGACUUCCGUAACAGGGUUGCAAAUGUCCUGCGGAUUGACAUGUCGAGAGUCACCCUCCUGCCCGGCACUCCCAGCCUUGCACCUGUUGGAAACUGCAGUGAAGUCAACUUCAUGUUAUCUGGGACGGUCAGCCAAGAACUCCUCCAGACUGUCAAAACCAGUGAGCUGAUGGGCCCGUUCAGGGAGUCUAACUCAUGUACAAGAAGUUCCUCAGGAAGUGCAGGUCUGCUGCUGAUGCCGGGAACUUUCCUACUGGCCUUGAUGUUUGCUGCCGCCUGCCUGCUGCCAUCCACAGUUUAUUUAUAGCUCACAGAUUGAGCCAAACCUUCAUCAGCGGGGAUGCAUGGAUCCUCAUAUUGUAAAACUGUUAAUAUGUUUAUGAAAUGUAGCUCACCGAAUGAUACGAAGGUCAUCUGAUUCAUUAUCAAGCAAAUCAUAACUGUGUUUCUUUGUACAACUCAAGGUGUGUAGUAAUCAUUUUAGACAACAAGCUCUUCAUUAACUGUUCAGUGUAGCCUUUAUAGAAACUUCAUUUUUCCACAACAGAUAUUGCUGAUAUUUUAUUCAUUUAAUCUGCUAAAUGGGUGGGUGACGUUAAUGCUGUACAUUUUCCGAUAUUCUGACUUUUUUUUCUUCUUUAUGCAGCAUCCAUAUAUUCAUGUCAAAAUGUGUGUAAAUAUCUGGGAAACUGUGAAUAAAAUACAAUAAUGUUUGUACA
This is a messenger RNA of Sebastes umbrosus (honeycomb rockfish), 3613 nucleotides long. RefSeq names its product Copper-only SOD repeat protein (gene cusr). The transcript is spliced from 10 exons. Gene Ontology annotation, biological process: superoxide metabolic process. The record is from RefSeq and is a predicted model, not a curated record. Lineage: Eukaryota; Metazoa; Chordata; Actinopteri; Perciformes; Sebastidae. Gene Ontology annotation, molecular function: metal ion binding. The coding region runs from base 241 to 3201 and encodes 986 amino acids.